GCAAUUUCAUUCAGAACGUCGGCCUAGAGCUGUCCAACGAACUCUGGGGACUCCCUCCCGAGGGAAAAUUUUGUCGAAUUGCGGAUGCGGAGGAUCAGCUGGAGGCCUGCGCAACUGUGCCCGCCUGCGAUGCCCUGCAGAUGAUUUCCGGCACGGCCAACGGGGAGUGCAGCCGGUGUCAGUUCCUCAACGCCUCAGAGCAGCAGGUGCGCGCAGGCCUUGCCAAGCAGCCGCUGCCCGACGAGUUCCCUACAGGCUCACAGAGACUUAGCGGGCAUUCUGAGGCCCCUUGA
This is a messenger RNA of Symbiodinium necroappetens, 293 nucleotides long. The record is from the annotation of a GenBank genome assembly. NCBI's taxonomy places the organism in Eukaryota, Dinophyceae, Suessiales, Symbiodiniaceae.